CCGCCGCCCCUCGCGCCCCAGGGGCUCAGCUGAUCCUGAAUUGGCGGGGGGCGGCUGGCGGGGCUGGAGGUCCCCUGCGAUCUCCGGCUUCGGGGGGACGCGUCGCCCCCGCGUCUCUAACCUGGACCACCCCCCGCUGCCCGGCCAAGUCCAUGCCAAGGGCUCCCCGCUCAGUGCCGGCGACAUGGCUGAGAGCUCCUCGCCGCCCUCCUCCUCUGCCGCAGCGGCAGCCCCGGCUGAGGCUGAGCCGGGAGUCACGGAGCAGCCAGGGCCCCAGAGCCCGCCUCCCUCCCCUCCAGGCCUGGAGGAGCCUCUGGAUGGAGCUGACCCGGAUGUCCCUCACCCGGAUCUGGCACCCGUGGCCUUCUUCUGCCUGCGACAGACCACCAGCCCCCGGAACUGGUGCAUCAAGAUGGUGUGUAACCCGUGGUUCGAAUGUGUCAGCAUGCUGGUGAUCCUGCUGAACUGCGUGACACUUGGCAUGUACCAGCCCUGCGACGACAUGGACUGCCUGUCCGAGCGCUGCAAGAUCCUGCAGGUGUUUGACGACUUUAUCUUCGUCUUCUUUGCCAUGGAGAUGGUGCUCAAGAUGGUGGCCCUGGGCAUUUUUGGCAAGAAGUGCUACCUUGGGGACACAUGGAACCGACUGGACUUCUUCAUUGUCAUGGCAGGGAUGGUCGAGUACUCCCUGGACCUUCAGAACAUCAACCUGUCGGCCAUCCGCACCGUGCGCGUCCUCAGGCCCCUCAAAGCCAUCAACCGUGUGCCCAGUAUGCGGAUCCUGGUGAACCUGCUCCUGGACACGCUGCCCAUGCUGGGGAACGUCCUCCUCCUCUGCUUCUUUGUCUUCUUCAUCUUUGGCAUCAUCGGCGUGCAGCUCUGGGCCGGCUUACUGCGCAACCGCUGCUUCCUGGAGGAGAACUUCACCAUACAAGGGGAUGUGGCCCUGCCCCCCUACUACCAGCCAGAGGAGGAUGACGAGAUGCCCUUCAUCUGCUCGCUGUCUGGGGACAAUGGCAUCAUGGGCUGCCACGAGAUUCCCCCGCUCAAGGAGCAGGGCCGCGAGUGCUGCCUGUCCAAGGACGAUGUCUACGACUUUGGGGCGGGGCGGCAGGACCUCAAUGCCAGCGGGCUCUGCGUCAACUGGAACCGCUACUACAACGUGUGCCGCACGGGCAGCGCCAACCCCCACAAGGGCGCCAUCAACUUUGACAACAUCGGCUAUGCCUGGAUCGUCAUCUUCCAGGUGAUCACUCUGGAGGGCUGGGUGGAGAUCAUGUACUACGUGAUGGAUGCUCACUCCUUCUACAACUUCAUCUAUUUUAUCCUGCUCAUCAUAGUGGGCUCCUUCUUCAUGAUCAACCUGUGCCUCGUUGUCAUAGCGACCCAGUUCUCGGAGACCAAGCAGCGGGAGCACCGGCUGAUGCUGGAGCAGCGGCAGCGCUACCUGUCCUCCAGCACGGUGGCCAGCUACGCCGAGCCCGGCGACUGCUAUGAGGAGAUCUUCCAGUACGUCUGCCACAUCCUGCGGAAGGCCAAGCGCCGCGCCCUGGGCCUCUACCAGGCCCUGCAGAGCCGGCGUCAGGCCCCGGGCCUGGGGGUACCCACCUCCGCCAAGCCGGGGCCCCACGCCAAGGAGCCCAGGCACCACAAGCUGUGCCCAGGCCACAGCCCCCAGGACCCUCAUGCGCUGGUGCAGCCCAUCUCCGCCAUGCUGGCCUCUGACCCUUCCAGCUGCCCCCGCUGCCAGUGUGAGGCGGGCCGGCGUCCCUCGGGCCAGGAGGGCUCGGGCUCCGGGGACUCGGAGGGUGGCGAGGCCGAGGCAGAUGGGGACGGGGCCCGGAGCAGCGAGGACUGCACCUCCUCGGGGCUGGGGAAGGAGGACGAGGAGGAGCCUGCGGAUGGCGCCGCCCGGCUGUGCGGGGAUGUGUGGCGGGAGAUGCGAGCCAAGCUGCGAGGCAUCGUGGACAGCAAGUACUUCAGCCGGGGCAUCAUGAUGGCCAUCCUGGUCAACACCGUCAGCAUGGGCAUCGAGCACCAUGAGCAGCCCGAGGAGCUGACCAACAUCCUGGAGAUCUGCAACGUGGUCUUCACCAGCAUGUUUGCCCUGGAGAUGCUCCUGAAGCUGGCCGCCUUCGGGCUCUUCGACUACCUGCGCAACCCCUACAACAUCUUUGACAGCAUCAUUGUCAUCAUCAGCAUCUGGGAGAUCGUGGGGCAGGCGGACGGCGGCCUGUCGGUGCUGAGGACCUUCCGGCUGCUGCGGGUGCUGAAGCUGGUGCGCUUCAUGCCCGCGCUGCGCCGCCAGCUCGUGGUGCUCAUGAAGACCAUGGACAACGUGGCCACGUUCUGCAUGCUGCUCAUGCUCUUCAUCUUCAUCUUCAGCAUCCUCGGGAUGCACAUCUUUGGCUGCAAAUUCAGUCUGCGCACAGACACGGGCGACACGGUCCCCGACAGGAAGAACUUCGACUCCCUGCUGUGGGCCAUCGUCACUGUGUUCCAGAUCCUCACCCAGGAGGACUGGAACGUCGUCCUCUACAACGGCAUGGCCUCCACCUCCCCCUGGGCCUCCCUCUACUUUGUUGCCCUCAUGACCUUCGGCAAUUACGUGCUCUUCAACCUGCUGGUGGCCAUCCUGGUGGAGGGCUUCCAGGCAGAGGGCGACGCCAAUCGCUCCUACUCAGACGAGGACCGGAGCUCAUCCAACAUGGAGGAGUUUGACAAGCUCCAGGAGGGCCUGGACAGCGGUGGAGAUCCCAAGCUCUGUCCAAUCCCCAUGACCCCCAAUGGGCACCUGGACGCCAACCUCCCUCUGGGUGGACACCUGGGCCCCGCUGGGACUGUGGCACCUGCCCCCCGCCUCUCACUGCAGCCGGACCCCAUGCUGGUGGCCCUGGGCUCCCGCAAGAGCAGUGUCAUGUCACUGGGGAGGGUGAGCUACGACCAGCGCUCCCUGUCCAGCUCCCGGAGCUCCUACUACGGGCCGUGGGGCCGCAGCGGGGCCUGGGCCAGCCGCCGCUCCAGCUGGAACAGCCUCAAGCACAGGCCGCCGUCGGCCGAGCACGAGUCCCUGCUCUCGGGGGAGCGCGGCGGCGGGGCCCGGGCCUGCGAGGGCGCCCGGGAGGAGGGGCCGCCGCGGGCUGCGCCCCUGCACGCCCACCACGCGCUUCACAGCGCCCAUCCGGCGCACCGUCACCGCCACCACCGCCGGACGCUGUCCCUCGACACCAGAGACUCGGUGGACCUGGCCGAGCAGGUGCCGUCUGUGGGCGCCCACCCCCGGACCGCCUGGAGGGCGGCGGGCGCGGUCACCGGGCACGAGGACUGCAAUGGCAGGAUGCCCCACAUCGCCAAGGACGUCUUCACGAAGAUGGACGACCGCCGGGAGCGCGGCGAGGACGAGGAGGAGAUCGACUACACUCUGUGCUUCCGCGUCCGCAAGAUGAUCGACGUCUACAAACCUGACUGGUGCGAAGUCCGCGAGGCCUGGUCCGUCUACCUCUUCUCCCCCGAGAACAGGUUCCGGGUCCUGUGUCAGACCGUCAUCGCCCACAAGCUCUUUGACUAUGUCGUCCUGGCCUUUAUCUUCCUCAACUGCAUCACCAUCGCCCUGGAGCGGCCGCAGAUCGAGGCCGGCAGCACCGAACGCAUCUUCCUCACCGUGUCCAACUACAUCUUCACAGCCAUCUUCGUGGGCGAGAUGACGCUGAAGGUGGUCUCGCUGGGCCUGUACUUCGGCGAGGAGGCGUACCUGCGCAGCAGCUGGAACGUGCUGGACGGCUUCCUCGUCUUCGUGUCCAUCAUCGACAUCGUGGUGUCCGUGGCCUCGGCCGGGGGAGCCAAGAUCCUGGGGGUCCUUCGGGUCUUGCGGCUCCUGCGCACCCUACGCCCCCUCCGUGUCAUUAGCAGGGCACCUGGCUUGAAGCUGGUGGUGGAGACACUCAUCUCGUCCCUGAAGCCCAUCGGCAACAUCGUCCUCAUCUGCUGUGCCUUCUUCAUCAUCUUCGGCAUCCUGGGGGUGCAGCUCUUCAAGGGCAAAUUCUACCACUGUCUGGGCGUGGACACCCGCAACAUCACCAACCGCUCGGACUGCGUGGCCGCCAACUACCGCUGGGUCCAUCACAAGUACAACUUCGACAACCUGGGCCAGGCCCUGAUGUCCCUCUUUGUCCUGGCCUCAAAGGACGGCUGGGUGAAUAUCAUGUACAACGGACUGGAUGCUGUCGCUGUGGACCAGCAGCCCGUGCCCAACCACAACCCCUGGAUGCUGCUCUACUUCAUCUCCUUCCUGCUCAUCGUCAGCUUCUUUGUGCUCAACAUGUUUGUGGGCGUCGUGGUGGAGAACUUCCACAAGUGCCGCCAGCACCAGGAGGCCGAGGAGGCGCGGCGGCGCGAGGAGAAGCGGCUGCGGCGCCUGGAGAAGAAGCGCCGGAAGGCCCAGCGGCUGCCCUACUAUGCCACUUACUGUCCCACCCGGCUGCUCAUCCACUCCAUGUGCACCAGCCACUACCUGGACAUCUUCAUCACUUUCAUCAUUUGCCUCAACGUGGUCACCAUGUCUCUGGAGCACUACAACCAGCCCACGUCCCUGGAGACAGCCCUCAAGUACUGCAACUACAUGUUCACCACCGUCUUUGUGCUGGAGGCUGUGCUGAAGCUGGUGGCGUUUGGUCUGAGGCGCUUCUUCAAGGACCGGUGGAACCAGCUGGACCUAGCCAUCGUGCUGCUGUCCGUGAUGGGCAUCACACUGGAGGAGAUCGAGAUCAAUGCGGCCCUGCCCAUCAACCCCACCAUCAUCCGCAUCAUGCGUGUGCUGCGCAUUGCCCGCGUGCUGAAGCUGUUGAAGAUGGCUACAGGAAUGCGGGCCCUGCUGGACACGGUGGUGCAAGCUCUGCCCCAGGUGGGCAACCUGGGCCUCCUCUUCAUGCUGCUCUUCUUCAUCUAUGCCGCGCUGGGCGUGGAGCUCUUCGGGAAGCUGGUCUGCAAUGACGAGAACCCAUGCGAGGGCAUGAGCCGGCACGCCACCUUCGAGAACUUCGGCAUGGCCUUCCUCACACUCUUCCAGGUCUCCACCGGCGACAACUGGAACGGGAUCAUGAAGGACACGCUGCGGGACUGCACGCAGGACGAGCGCGGCUGCCUGAGCAGCCUGCAGUUUGUGUCGCCGCUGUACUUCGUCAGCUUCGUGCUCACGGCCCAGUUCGUGCUCAUCAACGUGGUGGUGGCCGUGCUCAUGAAGCACCUGGACGACAGCAACAAGGAGGCCCAGGAGGAUGCCGAGAUGGACGCCGAGCUGGAGCUGGAGAUGGCCCACAGCCUGGGGCCCAGCCCGCGGCCGGCCAUCAGCUCCCCGGGGGCACCGGGCCGGGGGCCCGCAGGGGUGGCCGGCGGGGCCGAGGCUGAGGGGCACCGGUGCCCGCGCUGCUACUCGCCAGCCCAGGAGAACCUGUGGCUGGACAGCGUCUCUUUAAUCAUCAAGGACUCCUUGGAGGGGGAGCUGACCAUCAUCGACAACCUGUCUGGCUCCAUCUUCCAUCACUACGCCUCACCGCCUGGCUGCGACAAGUGUCACCAUGACAAGCAGGAGGUGCAGCUGGCCGAGACGGAGGCCUUCUCCCUGAACUCGGACAGGUCCUCGUCCAUCCUGCUAGGUGAUGACCUGAGUCUCGAGGAUCCCACAGCCUGCCUGCCUGGCAUCAAAGACAACAAGGGUGAGCCGGACCCACCUGCACCCGUGCAUGUGGGGGACCUGGGUGAAUGCUUCUGCCCCCUGUCCAACACGGCCGUCUCAUCGGGUCCAGAGAAUUUUCUGUCUGAGAUGGAAGCAAUCCCGUUCAACCCCAUCAGGUCCUGGCUGAAACAUGAGAGCAGCCAAGCAGCGCCCCCGAGCCCCUUCUCCCCGGAUGCCUCCAGCCCCCUCCUGCCUAUGCCGGCCGAGUUCUUCCACCCUGCUGUGUCUGCCAGCCAGAAAGCGCAGGAGAAGGGCACUGGUGCCGGGAGCCUCCCCAAGAUCGCGCUGCAGGGCUCCUGGGCAUCCCUGCGGUCGCCGAGCGUCAACUGCACUCUCCUGCGGCAGGCCCCGGGCAGCGACGCGUCGCCGGAGGGCAGCCGCAGCAGCUCGGCGGGCAGCCUGCAGACCACUCUGGAGGACAGCCUGACGCUGAGCGACAGCCCGCGGCGCGGCCCGCGCGCGCCCGCCCCGGGCCCCCGCGCCGGCCCGGGUCCCGCGCGGCGCAGCCUGCGCGCGCACCAGCGCAGCCACAGCAGCGGCGGCUCCACCAGCCCGGGCGGCGUGGAGCCCUCGGACGAGGAGGGCGCGCGGCCCGGCGCCGAGCCCGCAGAGCCGCUCAGCAGCCUCUCGCUCACCUCGCUCUUCGCGCCGCCCCCGCCGCCCGCCGGCCUCCCGCCCGCGCGCAGGGUCAGCAGCGCCAGCAGCCUGGCCGCGGGGCUCCGCCCGCCCCGCGCCCCCUGGGCCGCCGCCCGCCGCAAGGACCCGCCGGGCCCGGCCGAGCCGCCGCCGCCCCCCGAGGAGCGGCCGCCCGGAGACGCGGCGAGCAAGAGGAAGAGAUGAGGGCGCGGGGCGCGCCGACGCCGCCCGCCGCCCCGUCUCGCCUUCUCUUACCUCAGGAGCCAGGGCAGACAGCAAUACCUUGUCCACAACCUGGGCACCCGUGCGGGGCCGGCCGGCGCCAGGCCGCCGAGAGGGCGGGAGAGCAGGGUCUCAGAGGCUCCGCCGGGCCGGCCGCGGUCCUUCCCGUGCAUAGACAUAUAUUUAUGCAUAUAGAGAGAGAGACAGACAUAUCUAUUUAUUUUUUUUACUGAGAGCUUAUGACUUCCAGAAAGUGCUAAAGCUGGCAAGCGCAGGCCGGGGCCCAGACGGGGCAUUUGCCUGAUGCGGAGGACCCGGGCCAGGCCCACCCCGGGGCGGAUGGUCCUGCUGGGCGUGGGCAGCUGUGCGUUGUGGGGUCUCCCUCUGGGUUGAGAGUCACUUGGAGAGGGCGCUCAGGCCUCCGAGGGUCCCUGGCUUGGGAGGCAGGCCCAGAAAAAGAGGUGAAAUUCAGGGUGCAUUUUUUUCCUUUAAAGAGAAAACGCUGCUAAGAUCCCCCCCCCCCCACGUGUUGGGGUGUCUGUCUUGUUCCUGACCGUCUAGUUGUUGUGAAGUCUUUUGUAGACGCCCCAGAGCGCACACACUUUUAGUCAACCAGUUAGGUGUCUUUCUUUAGCAAAACCAGGGGCGAGUAGUGGUAUUUUCUUAGGGCAGGGGUGGGGGUGGAGGGAGGGCAGCUCCAAGACUGGGCAGGGGGCUCUGCCCCAGGCGAGGUCCUGGACCCAGUGGGCACUUCUGUGGGCAGGGUCUGCUGUGGCUUUGCCCCCAGGAAGGCUGAGGGUAGACAUCCCGGGGGGGGGGGGGUUGGGGGGGUGCGGUGAAGGGGAUGGACCAGGCCCAGAGAUGCUUGGAAGGUCAAGGGCACCCGCCUGGUCUGUGCUGGUCGGGGCUGCCCUGCCGGCAUCUCCGAGCUCAGGCAGUCAGGCAGUCAGUGGGGUGGGUCCCUGCUGCUUCUGACCUCCGAGGCGGGCCCUGAGCUGUGGCCGUUCCAGGAGGCUGUGCUCCCCUCACCCCCCUGAGCCACUCUGCGCCCACCCCAGUGGGGCUCAGGGUAAAGCAGAUCAGACGGGAUGCUAAGUGGGGGGUGCGGGGGGCACCUGCCUGGCCCUGGGCCGAGCACCCCAAGUCACCUGGAGACCCAUGUGCCUCCCCCACCCCCCCACCUGUCUCUGGGCCUCUGUCCCCCUCCCCUGCAAGCUGCAGAUCAGGUUUCACGACAGCAGUGCUUCCCGAAUGGAUUCACAGACGGGUAUUUUUUAUUGGAAUAGUUAUGCAUUUAUUUCAAUAUUUAUUAAGAAAAAACCAGUGCUUUGAAGCAUGAUUUCACAGACGCGUUGCCUAAGUCAAGGUUAAGUUUUUAAAAGCGAGUGGAUUUAAGGUCAGUUUAAAGAAGAAGGUCGGUCGAGAUGGUGGGGGUCUGCAGACGGGCAGAGCCGUGGGGCGGGACAUGCGGCCGCUUGGGACACACUGUGCUUCAGCAAUAACCAGGCUCUUUGCCCGUGUGGGCUCCUCAGACGGCUUCGGCUGGGCCCCGCCAAGGGGGCCUUGUCCUCCUUCCCAAGCCCUGACCUGCAAGAGCUUGGCCUCCAGCCGGGCUGGCAGGUGGUGUGGGGCGGGCUGCUUGAUGGGCUCUGGGUGUCUGCGACCACACAGGGACCCCUGGGGCCUGGGCAUGGAGCAAAAGGCACAGGUACCAAGUGACUUAAGUUUCGUGGCCUGCAGAGCCCUUCCCCCAGGAGCUGGGGGGUGAGGGGAAGGGUGGCCAGGUCCCCUUUACACGUGAGGAAACCGAGGCCUGGAGAGGUGAAGGGCCCCCAGCAUCCCUCAGGGGCCUGGUAGCAGCGAGGCUGAGGACCUGGAAUGUGAAAAAGUGCCCCAUGUUUCCAAGGGGCUGGACUCCAGAGGCACAGCCCGGCUGCUGGCCUCUGCUGGCACCAUGGACUGGGCUGGCGCGGUGGUCAGACCUGCAAGUGCCCCUGGGCCUCUGGAGCCUCAGCAGUGCGGGUGGCGGGCCACUGUGAGGAUUCCGAGGUGAUGCCCAAGCCCUGGGCUCCCUCCCAGGACAGUAGCCUCCAGGGCGAGGGGGCGCCGGGCCUUCCCCCUCGGGGAGCAGGUGACCUCAUAGGGUCUUGUCCCCCCUGCUCUGGGCGGCCCUGCGGCUGGUGGGGGAGGCUGGGUGCACAUCCAAUGCUGCCCACUCCAGAGAGCCAUGUGCGGGCCUCCCUGCCCUGCUGAGCGUCACUAUGGGGGUGCUAAUUAUGGGGGCACUCGUCUGGGGAAGGAGAGGGCGCAGGUGGGCCUGUCUGCCCCGAGCAGCCAUAGUUGGAGGGGAGGCGCCCCCACAUUAGUUGUGCCCGUCAGCACGUUCCUGAAGGGACGCGUGUGCCGUGUGCUGGAGCUGGGAAGAGGGGCUCCGGACCUGGGAAGACCGCGUGGAGGACGGGCUGGGGCUCGAGGGGAUGGCAUCUGACGCUGGUCAGCAGCUUCCGUUUUCUGGCCCCAGGUGUCACCCUGUUUCAUCGGCACAGUGGCCCUGAGCCCUGUGCACUGUUGCGUGACUAGCCUGGUGUCACCUGGUGUUAUAAGUGAUGGGGCAGGGAAUACAUCCUGGGUGUGUCUGACAUGACACCAUCCCUUUACCCUGAACCCUAGGACCCCAGAACAAGCAGACACGUGGGGAGGGCAGUUGAGGCAAGGGGACGGGCCUGAGAGAGGGUGCAUCUGGGUGGCCGAUGGGGCAUGUCUAGAGGGAGGAGCAGCUGAGCCUAGAGGAGAAGCCUGGCCGGGGACCUCCUGAGACUUGGGGAUGUUCCCAGAGGGUCAAACAUACUGUUUCCAGCCACUUGGCCUUGUUUCUGUGAGCUGUGGGGGCUGGGGACCCAGGAAGCUGUGAUUGGCUGGCCAGGACAAGCCCCGGUGGAGAAGGGCUGGGUGAGUGGCCCCUCCGCUCUGCCUGAUCCCGUGGCCUGUCCAUCACAAAAGCACAAACUUACCUUAACGCACACGGCCUGGCCCUGGGGAGAGUGGGGACCCUGGUGCCGGACACCCCAAGCUGUGUGUUUGCAGGGCUCCGCACAGUGGUGGCUGGCAGGCACCUCAGCAUCUGCACAGAUGGACCUGAGACCAGACAAUGGACCCGAGACCAGACGGGCCCGUGGCCUACCCUGGCCAAACCCUCUUCCUGUCCCCUGCUCGGUCUUCUGCGCCAGGCAGCCCCCUAAAGGAUGAAGUGUGCACAGUAUCAGCCCUGCAGAUCCCGGAGCCCUCUGUGUCCAGGGCCACCUUCGGCCCCCUUUGCUGCGCCGUGUAAGGGCUUGGGGUCUUAGAAGCCGCUGUUUAGCCCAGAUACACGUACUCUUUUUGUCUUUGUGCAAUAAUCAGUGUUCCUGGCAGAGCCGGGUCCGAGCUGGGGCCCAGGGAGGAGGCAGAGACCGCCUCUUCCAGGAAGCCCUGGGCCUGGCCCUGCCGCUGUAACUAUCGCACCCCCAGUCGCUGUACAGUUUCUAUGGUGUGAAUGAACUUCCCUCCUAGUUGCUGAUGGCACUGGUCCCUGCUGGCCCAGAUGGCCCAGGCAUAGAGAAACCAAGUGGCAGCCGCCACUAGUGUUGUUUUGAAUAAAAACCCAGAAGCCUAUUUCAGAAUUUC
Messenger RNA from Equus caballus (horse), 10252 nucleotides. Lineage: Eukaryota; Metazoa; Chordata; Mammalia; Perissodactyla; Equidae. The record is from RefSeq and is a predicted model, not a curated record.